Danio aesculapii is the source of this 3510-nucleotide messenger RNA. RefSeq names its product TLC domain containing 4b (gene tlcd4b). Gene Ontology annotation, cellular component: endoplasmic reticulum; membrane. The transcript is spliced from 7 exons. Gene Ontology annotation, biological process: lipid homeostasis. The record is from RefSeq and is a predicted model, not a curated record. Lineage: Eukaryota; Metazoa; Chordata; Actinopteri; Cypriniformes; Danionidae. Bases 294 to 1088 code for a protein of 264 amino acids.
GCCUGCCUGUCAGUACGGUGAAGAAAUGCAGUGUUUGCUGCAGCGGCGCGUUGGAGGUUUAUGAAAUCCUUGCGUGUAUUUCUUUUAAAGGUGGGGAAAUGGCCUCGCUCCAGAUGUGCAGGUUUAUUUGCCGGUUCGCCACCGUAAACGUGCGCUUUUAAAAGACAGCGAGUGGGCAAAACGCUCGCCAGCCGUCGCCAUCUAGAUAAAAACUGGGUUCGCGGACAGAAGAAAGAAGACAACAGGAUCUGGACACGUUUACACAAACCUAUGAGACUCUUAUCAGGUGAGAGAUGGAUAUGAGAGAGGUGUAUGUGGUGGCUGGCAGCUUCGUGGGUUUCCAACUUUUCUUCUCCUGCGUCAGUCCCGUUCUGUCUUCCAACUUCACGCAGGGUUAUGGGAAACUUCCACCAAACAAACUCAACGACUGGAACUCCAGAUUGGUGUCCACUGUCCAUGCAUUAAUUGUGGGACUGUUCUGUCUCUACAUCCUUUGGUAUGACGAUGCCGUUAAUGAAGACCCCGUUUGGGGUGAUCCUAACCUGGUAAAGCUCAACGUGGCCAUCACUUGUGGAUACUUGUUCUAUGACCUGUUGCUUCUUGCUUGUAACUGGAGUACGAUGGGAGAUGUGUUUUUUGUCUGUCACCACUUGGCGGCGCUGUAUGCUUAUGGAUAUGUGCUGACACGUGGAGUGCUUCCCUAUUUUGCGAACUUCCGACUGAUUUCAGAAUUGUCAACGCCAUUUGUGAAUCAAAGGUGGUUUUUCGAAGCGUUAGCCUAUCCUCGCACUCACCAGCUGGUUGUCGCCAAUGGCAUUGCGAUGGCGGUCGUGUUCUUCCUUGUGCGGAUUGCAGUGAUGCCGCCCUACUGGGCCAAAGUGUUUGGCAUCAUAAAUUCGCCAACGUUCGAAAGGCUUGGUCUCGCGAUUCAGGUGGCCUGGAUCAUAUCCUGCGUUUGUUUGGAUAUCCUAAAUAUAAUCUGGAUGUACAAAAUUGCUCGCGGCUGCUACAAGGUCAUAACCGGCAAGCUAAAAGGGCGCAAAGCGGACUCCAAAAAAACCACUUGCGUGAACAACCACACAGACUGAGAAACACCGGCAAUAAAGACCCGUACUGAUUUAGAUUUAGACGUAUUCUCUUUUCAGAAUAUAGCAACUUCUCCUUUCCAUUGUGCUCUGGAUGGAGGUUUGGAGGAUCAUCCCGGUGUGGUUUUAACAUGUGCAGAAACUCUGACUUUUCACAUCUAUCAGUGAAAGUCGAGCUGAUUAACGAACCCGUUAUGCCUCAAACACAACCAAAGUGCCUCCAAGCACAAAGCGAAGCAAUAGAACAUCGGUAUAUGAGCUUGCGACCACUGAAAGUCCAUCGCAUGUCCAUCGCAAAAAAAGCCUUAUGUAAACGCCGUCCAUUUGUUUUUCUCGAAACCAAUCGCUGUCGAUCCUUGGAGCCAGUGUUUCCUGUGAUAUUUACACUGAUGUGCCUCAGUGGUCUUGAAUAUCCGUGACUUUGCUCCACAACUGUUGGCAGAGCGGAGCUUCAUUCAGUCUUAUGUCAACACUACAUUGCCAGUCCGACCUGUUGAAAGGCUCCAUGAAAACAAAAUCUACCUCUCUCACCGUGUCAAGCACAAGCCGUACGGACUUCAGUGGAGGACAGUCAACGAGAUAUGAUCGCUUGCUGUUAUUUUCUAGUACUCUUAUGUUGCACGUCAGUCGUUUAUUUCUUGCAUUUCCUGAAGUCAAAGGUGGAGUUUGAGUAGUUUGUUCGGUCUUGUGUGCAUUAGAUUCCAAGAAGCUGCAUGGUUUGUUUCUCGAGUCCUUCGGUGCGUUCUUUUCUUGCAUGCAUUGCAAGUAGAUCAUUUAAGCAUCCUGGGUUUAAGACUUAAUGGCAACUGGUGCAAAUUCAACAUGGUCUUUUCCCUCUACUCUCUUCCUGCCAAAUCGAAGGGUUUUUUCAGCUGUCGCUUGAUUCUCUCGAAUGCGAGUUUCAGCUUGUAUUUAUGUGGGCAUUUAAACCCAUGUUGCAUUGUGCUGUGGUGUUACGAUAACAGUAUAUACAUAUAUAGAUAUAUAUAUGCAUAAAAAAAUAACCAUAUGCAGUACUUAUUCCUGCCAAGAGUAAAUCCCUCUUUAUUCAGAGCUAGCGUUUCUCUUCUGAACUUCAGGUACUUCUCCAAAAUGAAUGUUCUGACUUCUUUAAAUGGGUAAUUCUGGCAGAGAAUGGGAAAGGAUUGUGGGAAAUGUAGUUUUCUGCCUUAUGUCCGUGAUUCGAAAUAACCAAAUCAUCCUCCAGGCCUUGAAAUAUAAGAAGCUGUGACGACAGAAAUAAACUCCAGUGACGUUUUUGCUGGAGAAGAAAAGCGUCUGGUCGUAAUUAUAUGUACUUGUAAUGUCUGAAAUGAGCUGUAAUCUUAUUGUUUAUGGAAGGAGGCUUUAUGGUACAGCAUCCACACAACUAGUGCACAAUCAGACGCCUUUGCGGCGUUUAUAUUGUAAUGUUUCUCAGUAGACAAUAUGCUAAUCCAAGCCUAUUGCGUUUUAAAGGGCUUAUCGAAAUCAAAAGGAAGCGCAACGAAUUUGAUACUCAAAAUACCGCAUUCGAUUAAUUGAUGAUUGAUAUUCUUGAUUGUUUUCUGUAGAACAGUCACAAAAAAAUGUGCCUGUUGCUGUAUAUGCAACAAGGUUUGCAUGUAUGAAAUAAACAGUAUAGUCUGUACUAGCUUGUAGAGUUAGCGUAACACUCAUUUUAUACUGCACUCUAGAUAAACUUAGUAAACGUGAUUGCUCAUAUCAAACGUGCUAGUUAUUUUGUUUACAAAAACCUUUUUUUUUAUGAUCUAUGCUGCACUUGCUUGCUCGCGUCUGGUUUGAUCCUCACGUUGAGCAAAUAUUGAGACGAAAAGUGUUUUUCAUGAUCACAAUGAGCCCUAAAUAAUUUCAGUGUUUCAAACUCGUGUGAUUUUAGUCACUAUCAAUGAAAUCUUACGAAUUUAUUCAGACUUUUCUAAAUUUCUUACAUUUUUUCUGUUAUAAUAUAUUGGAGGAAGAAGAUUAUCAUCAACAAGGAGCAAUAAUCUAUACGAGGGUUUCUUUUUUUUUUUCGUUAUUUGCGCUUUUGCUGUCGGCCAUUUGAACAAACAACCUGGAACAUAAAGGAACGAUUUAUUUUGUGCAAUUUGGUGACUAGCCCAAUGCCAGUAUUGAAAAUCUCUCUAUGUGUGUAAAUACCGUCAGUCUUGAAGUAGAAGGAGCUUGUAAGAAGUGAUUGUAUGGGUACUAAAACGAGCACAGAAGUCUGUUGGGUUAUUGUAGAUGAUUUUAUCUUGUUUUAAUACAUCACUUUAUUGUGGAUCCAAUCAUCUCUGGAUAUUUUAAUGUGAAAUUCGACGCUCAGCUGAGUCUUAAGAGCCUCUGAUGGGUGACUUUAAUGACCACUAAUAAUAUUGUCCACGUAGCAGUCAAAACUUGAGAAAUUGAUGAUUUGUUCAUUAAUAAAUAUGGGAUUAUAAGA